AUGUGCCGGCCCCGCAGCGCAGCCCCGCAGCAGCCCCUCCUCGGCCCGGCCACCGCGGGACCAGCGGUGCUGCCGCCCGCCGGGCUGGGGCUCACUUGUCACGCUCGGUCCCUGUCCCCUCGUCCCUCCCGUGCCCACAAGGACUCCCGAGCUGGCGGCCAGGUCGCCUCCCCGUCCGCGUACGCCGCGGUCCCGGCCGGGCGGGCGAGGCGCGGGCUCCCCGCUCCCCUGUACCUCUUUGCGGCGGCGGCGGCGGCGACGGCGACUGGCCUCGGCUGCCGAGCGCCGCCAGCAGCAGGAGCAGCGGCAAACUUUCCCGAGCCAUGGCUGCCGGGCAGCCCACACGUCCCGCCGCGGGACGGGCAGCCGAGUGAGCCGCAGCCGCCGGGAGAGCAGAGGAGACCCCGGUGCCCCGGGCAGGCAGCGGGAGAGCAGGACACACCCCUGCCCCCCCGCACACACUCCCUCCCCGCCCCGCCGCCGGCCCGCGGAGCCCCGAGCGGGACCAGGGGACAGCGAGCGGGGCCGGGGGCGGCCAGACUGGUGAGGUGGGACAGCUGCCUAGACACUGAUGAAGAGCACGUGAAUUUUGCUAAAAGCGAUGAACUGAACAGAGCUCACAGCGAGAACAGAGAGGGACCAGAUGCACCCCUGAAAUCUGAGCUUGAUAUUUGCCACGAGGAUCCAGAAUACAAGUCCCCAGCUCCCUUGCCACAUGCCCAGGUCAAACUGAUCACCAGCUGGGAAGCAGGAUGGAAUGUAACAAAUGCCAUUCAGGGAAUAUUUGUCCUAGGAUUGCCGUAUGCUCUCCUCCACAGUGGAUACAGUGGUCUACUUCUUAUUGUCUUGGCUGCAGCAUUAUGCUGUUACACAGGCAAGAUUCUAAUUGCUUGCUUGUAUGAAGAAAAUGAAGAUGGGCGACUGGUAAGAGUGAGAGACACAUACGAAGAUAUUGCAAAUGCCUGCUGCAAAAAGCUGUCUCCCAGUCUAGGUGGCGUAGUUGUCAAUGUGACCCAGGUGGUGGAACUGAUCAUGACGUGUAUUUUGUAUCUGGUUGCCAGUGGGAACUUGCUGUCGCACAGUUUCCCCUAUGUACCUGUGACUGAGAAAACUUGGUCUGUAAUUGCAUUUGUUACUCUGUUGCCUUGUAUAUUUAUCAGAACUCUCAAAAUUGUUUCCAAACUCAGCCAGCUUUGCUCUUUGGUUCAUUUUGUUAUCAUCUUUGUAGUGAUAACUUACUGUCUCACACAAAUGCAUCAAUGGUCCUGGGCAAAAUUCAGACUGUCCCUUGAAUUUGAGGACUUCUUGGUCUCUGUAGGGGUGAUCAUUUUCAGUUACACUUCGCAAAUAUUUCUUCCCACACUUGAAGGAAAUAUGAAAAACCCCGGGGAAUUUAGGUGUAUGCUAAAUUGGACCCAUUUUUUUGCCUGUAUCUUAAAAACAACCUUUGCACUUACUGCUUUCUUGACCUGGGGUGAAAAGACAAAGGAAGUUAUUACUGACAACCUACCAUCAUUUCUUGAAACCUUAGUGAAUUUAUGUCUCUUAACCAAAGCUCUUCUUUCUUACCCUUUGCCCUUUUUUGCAGCCACAGAAAUUGUGUAUUCUUGUGUUUCUAAAGACAACCAUUCCAAUUACAGGUUUCCACUACUUGCUCUGACUGUAAGAGGCUCAUUUCUCUUGUUAACUCUGUUGAUGGCCAUGUUCACACCACAUUUUGCCCUGUUGAUGGGUUUGUCAGGCAGUGUAACAGGGGCUGCUAUGACUUUUCUGCUUCCUUCUCUCUUCCAUUUAAAACUUAAAUGGAAAAAACUAUCCUUCUUAGAGAAAUGUGCAGAUAUCUCUGUUUUUAUUUUGGGCUUACUUUGUAGUCUUGCAGGCAUAGUUUGCUCAAUAAAAGGGCUACUUGAAGUAUUUGGAGGAGUGUAA
Molecule: messenger RNA, 1929 nt
Organism: Melospiza georgiana
Lineage: Eukaryota; Metazoa; Chordata; Aves; Passeriformes; Passerellidae
Product: vesicular inhibitory amino acid transporter-like
Exons: 3
Coding region: 1-1929 (642 amino acids)
Biological process (GO): amino acid transmembrane transport
Cellular component (GO): vacuolar membrane
Molecular function (GO): amino acid transmembrane transporter activity
Source: RefSeq, a predicted model, not a curated record